CGGAAGAAUAUAAGAUAUAUAUGCAGAUAUAGACUUUAAUUAGUCGUUAAUAAGCUUUAAAAAGCACAUCACUAAAUGCAAUAUUUCUGACGCAUAAUUAUUGUUUCUUUGGUUUAUUGCAUAUAAAAUAUUUUGAGUUGAAUUCUCAUAAUAGAUAGAUAUCAUUCCUGUUUAUUCCUAGUAUACAAAUAAUUAUGUAGUAGUUACCUUAUUUACAACCACGUCUUUGUUUUUAAGUACGUACACCUGUUUCCGCCUAGCAUAAAUAAUUAUUACCGACAUUCAGUUUUAGGGUCUGUAUUGUAAAAAAUCGGCCAAGUGCGAGACGAACUCGCGCUUGAAGGGUUCUGUAGAACAAACCCCAAAAUUUCACAAUUUUAAUAGUUUCGAUUUUGAGACAGACCGCGUAACAAAAAAGGUCUUAAAAUGACAACUUUGACGACAACCAAAUAAAAAAGAUAUAAUAUAUCUUACUCAACAAGCUCUAUACAAUGAUAAACAAAACUUCAGUUCCAUGAAUCAACUCAUUCAGUUUACGAUCUAGAUACCCGUGACAUACGGACAGACCGACAGACAAACGACAGAGUGGCAGCAAUAGUUUCGUUUUUUACCCUUUGGGUAGUGUUAAGGCUUCUAGGCAUAUAAAUAAAUUAUUUGUGCAACUAAACGAAUAAAUUAAAAAUGGGAUAUUUUCUAACUCAUGGUCUGAUCGGUAUACAAUUAAAUAAAUCAAUUCAAUAAAUAUUUGUUUACAAAAAUGCCAGGAUACUGAAGUAAAUUUUUGAUGGACUUCCAACAAUAUAUCGGAUAUGGAAAUUUUAGGUUUCCAAAUCAAAUAUCCACGUAAGUUAAACAAUAACUCAAACAUCCAUAUGUAGAACACAAUGUAGCUGUUUCUCGAGCCAUAACAAUGGUAAAGUUGGUGCUCAACCAAGACAAACAAAAAAAAACAUUUCUAAUUUAAUUUAAAAAUGAUAAUGAAAUUGACUGGGACUAAACAGUGAAGCUUAAUUAUUAACAAGAGAGCACAGAGUUAACAUAGCACAUAAACUAACGCGAACACAUUUUUAAAUUUCCAAAAUUCUAUCAUGAGUUAGUUAGCCUGUACUACUUUUAAGCAGGAGUGUCGCUCUAGCCUUAAGAUUCUUUCGAGAAGAGCUUAAAAUAACCAUGUUUCAGAAUAGCGCUGUUACUGAAGAUUUUGUUAUAUUCUUCAAUAAUAUCUUUGAUAUUUUGAAUACGAGAAGACUGACCCAACGAUUUUAAUCGUCCGAUUUCCUUGGAAACUAAAGACGAAGUUUCAAAAUUUAAAACUAGCCGUUAAAAAAACGAACCACGUAUUUAAUUAAAAUUUGCAAUAUAAUCGCUCUGAAAAGGAAGGCCAAUAAAGGUUUUUGAAUUUUGGGUCUACUUAUAUGCAUUGAAAGUCUAAAGCACAAUUUUGAAACAUAUGUAUACUCAAACUAUUAUAAAAUAAUUGAUUAACAUUACAACUUAUCGAAUCAGACAACAAGACCAUAUCGAACUUCUUUAGUAAUGACAAUUCGGACGCUCGUCAAUUUAAGGGCAUAUAUAGAAAAUUGUUGUGCCACAUGGAAAUUUUAAGCUGGUGAAUCGGGAAAUUGCACUCCCUUAGAAGAAAUUAUAUUUAUCGAAUGUCAUGCAGCACUACAUCUUCUCAAAGGUUCGAAGAGGAUGAAGGAGCUGAAGAUUUCUUCAGUUGCGUGCUUGAUAUCUUUCCGAACCAUGUUUUAUCAAACCACAUCAUAAGUUAUAUCGCCGGCUAUGUAGUUUAAAAGCAAAAAUAAAAUUAUGAAUAUAUGCUAUGAUGCCUUUUAACAGCGACCAUUGAGCUGUGGUUUCACUUUUUUUAAGAGAUAUAGGUGAUUUGUGUUAUGUUCCAAAAAAGUGAUUUGUAUGUGUAUAAUUGCUGUAAGAGAUUUUCAAAAUUAUGUAGGAGAAAAAAAAUUGAUAAAAAGCCCACACCAAUUCAAACGACUGAUUCUCGUAAUCAUGGAAAAGUUUAUAGGCACUUCAUGCUUCUAUAUAUCACACGAACAAGUUUAUGGUCGUAUGCAUAAAAUACCUGUCAGGAAAAGGUUAUUUAAUAUAUUCCAAAAGAGAAAAUAUUAUGAGAGGGGCUGCUUUAAAGCGGAACUUUUCUUGAAGAUUUGCUAUGAUUUUCGCUGUGGCUUAAGUCAACAACACAGUUGCCAGAGAAUUUAAUCGGCAUUUGAUGAUUAAGCACCACGUCCGAGUCGUAUAUUCGUGGUUCGGAGAAUUUAGACGUUGACGUGAUCAUCUCCAUGACGAGGUACGUAAAGACCGGCCUGCGACUGCACUUAUAGAAUGUAAUAUUGACACCAUACGGCAAGUUACUGAAACUGACAAAAAAAAUACUUGUCAGCAAAUUCAUGCUUUGUUAGACAUUGGAAUGAGCCAAGUGCAAAACUAAUUACAUGUUACCUUUAUUUACACAAAGGUUCGGAAGGUUUACACUCGAUGGUUACAAUAUGUCUUAACGAGGGACCAGAAACGACAGCGUGCCCAUUGGUGAAGAUGCACGUUAAAAAAUUUACUUACUGUGAUUUUCUGUCCAUAAUAUCGUAACAAGUGACGAAACCUAGGUGCGCUGCUUUGAAUCCAAAAUAAAAAGCCAAUGCAUAAAAAAAUAGCCGAGUAGAAAAAUGGUUGUUGUUUUAGUAUCUACUACGGUUAGUAGUUAGUAUAGACUACGGUUAGACACAUUACAAUGUACAAAACAUAACAAUGUAGGCCAAUACUUCUAUACGGAUGCGAGUUUUGGACUAUUAAAAUGGAACUCAGAAAACGAAUAGAAUUCGAAAUGUAGGCAUACAGACGAAUGUUAAAAGUUAGUUGGACUCAAAUAGUUCCAAAUGAUGAAAUCCUGCAACUUGUUGGUAAGAAACGCGAACUUUGGGGUACCGUCACAGUGAGGAAGUUUGCGUAGCUAGGACACUUGACGAGACACGAAAGAUACGUUCUCCUACAACUUAUGAUGACGGGCAGAAGUCUUGGUUGUGAACCUACGUGAAUGGACUGGAAUCUUAAGCACCGCGGAAUUGUUCUAUCUAGCUAAAGACAAAGAGACUUAUGUACAGCUGACUGUCAGCCACCGCUGUUCAGAGAGGCACUAGAAGGACACUUGAAUAUCAAAGGACGAGAGAGUUCGCGACAAGCGUUCUCGAAGCAAUAUCCUCCUUCACCACGAUAUCACACCUUUAGAUUCCUAUAAGUUAACGGAAGCUUAUAUUAAAAUUUCGAAUGUGGAACUGAAAAAAUAAUUCAUCAAAAUGUUAAUUAUAUUUAAAGUAUAACCAUAGAAAGAAGAUAAUAUAUAUACUACCUAAAAUACAUAUUUAUAUAAAUACAUAAAUAAUAAUAAACAUUUACAUAAUAUUUGCCUCUCAGAAGGCCAACCCCACGUCCGGUGUAACAUCUGAACCACGUGAGAGGCGGUCACCAGAAACGAAUUUACUAUACAGGUGACCAAAAGGGCAUUGGCAAACCCCAUCAACAUGGAGAAUUUUAAUAAUAGAAUACGUAUAGGACCGCUGCCCGGGGGCGAUCGCCGGAGCACGUCUGGAGCUGCUGGACGUGACAGCAUACGAACCACCAGUGACUCUUUGCUGAACAGGCGGGCGAGAGUCGGGGAACUCGAAAAUGUCACAGUCGAUCAACGAGGGGGUAGAUGAUGCUUUGCAGAGUAGGGCUAAGCCCACAGACUCUGUCGGCUCAUCUACAACGACCACAAAUAAUACAUUAAGUGACGAUAGACGAAGAAAGUGGUCAACAGAAGAACUGAAAGAAUUAAUGUUUUGUUAUUUUAAAGCACGAUCAGAAGGACCAGUUUACAUAGGUAGAUUACAAGCACUUUUUACAGAGAGGAACCCUAAUAAUACUAAAAUUAAUAAGUUUAAUGGAAACACUUUGUCAAAUGAAACUCGCAGGAUAAUUAAACAAAAUGUCAUAUCACAAGAAUUACUAGUCCAAAUACAGAAACAAGCUAACACACGAGACCAACACAUACAAAUCACGCAACAAACACAAUCACCAAACACAACACAUCUAUCAAUCACGCCCAACACAUCUCAUACACCGGAAACAUCAGCCGUCAAACACACAACGGAUAAGAAAAGAGGGCGAAGAAGGAGAAGAGUAGCAACUCGCACACGAUAUACUACAGAUGCACACUAGUUAGGUGCUUCUCAUAAUUAAUCAUAUAUAUGUUACGGUUUAAUAUAUAUAUAAAACAUCAACUAAACUACAUAAUAAUAGAUAAUAGAAGACAUAUUGGGGACAUAGAUACCUCUUUUCUUGUGGGUUACAGGACGGGGUAUUUAUUAAAACCGACAAAAUGUCGAGAUGGUGAACUCAACCAAUCCUAGUCAGGUCAUAAAUUCUGUCACAUGUUUAAUAUAAAAUAAUUGAAACAAGUUUAUUCAAAAUGACCUCCGUGAUUUUGAAUACAGUCCUUCAAUCUGCGCGGCCAGUCGUCUAUCGCAGCACGAACGAGGUUCAUGUCAAUAUCGGCGGCUGCCUUAAUCAAGGAUGUCUUGAGUGACUCCAAAUUGGGAUGAGGCUUUCAGCACGCCUUUUCUUCCAAGUGUUGCCAUAUCUUGUAAUCUAAAGGACUCAAAUCUGGACUAGAGGAGGGCCAGUCUUCGUGCCGGAUUUAGUCGAUUUCACGCGCCGAAAGCCAGUCUUGUGUGCUCUUCGCUCUAUGAGCUGGCGCCGAAUCUUGUUGGAAUACCCAGUGCCUGUUAUUGAACAUGGUAUGAAAAACAGGUUCCAUAAGGUUCGUCAGGACUGUAUUUUGAUACACAACUGCAUUCGUUUUUACACCUUUCUUACAAAAAUGUACUUCUGUUAAGCCCCAAUAAGAAACUCCUAACCGUACCAAGAGCGAGGAUGGAAAAUGACCUCGUUGGACAAGCGGAAUACGGUUGCUCGCUUCUUCACUACUGUGGGCGUACACCUUAUCAUUUUGUUUGUUGUAGCUCUCUUCUUCGGUAAAAAUUUUUUCAUCCGAAAAAAGAAUUUCCCAGUAUUUUUUCCCGCGUACCGCUUCAACAAAGCGCGGCAUCUCUUCAGUCUCAGGUCCAUUAGACGAGCAUUCAAACGAUGUCCAGUUUUUCUUCGAUAUGCCCGAAGCCCUUAGUCUUCAAUUUAACACCCCUUUCACCGUGGUUCUGCUUAACCCCAUCUGAAGGGCCAACAGUUUCUGCUUACGUUUGGGAUUUCUUUGAAUUUUCGCCUUCACAGCUUUUAUCACUGCUGGAGUCCUAACAGACCGAGGGCGACCACUUCUUGACCUGUCAUCUUCAUUGUACCGUUUGAUGGUACGAUAAACGAAUCUUUUGGUUAUAUUUAAAAUUUUCAGUAUGUCAAAAAUUUGAAUUGGCGCGUAACCGCAACUGCAACACGGUCCUCUUUAAGCGUCCACUCCAUAUUUAAAAAUGAGUAAAAUUCUAAAAAGUAUACAUUUUUAUUUUCAUUAACAAUUCGAAAUUCGAAUUCAAUAAACUUUUUU
Molecule: messenger RNA, 5554 nt
Organism: Chilo suppressalis (striped riceborer)
Lineage: Eukaryota; Metazoa; Arthropoda; Insecta; Lepidoptera; Crambidae
Source: the annotation of a GenBank genome assembly